Molecule: messenger RNA, 1287 nt
Organism: Mesorhabditis spiculigera
Lineage: Eukaryota; Metazoa; Nematoda; Chromadorea; Rhabditida; Rhabditidae
Source: the annotation of a GenBank genome assembly
AUGAACGAGUCGGCGAUUGAGGAGGAAUUUGGCGAAGAGCUGAUAGAUGAUUGUCUCUAUGAAGCGCCAUACGUUACAGAAAGAUUUUGGCUGGUCGGAGUGGGUGGGACGAGUGUGGCCAUUGUCAGCUUUAUUGAAAAUGCUUUUGUAUUUUAUAUGCUAAUGAAACGAAAAACACAUCGUGCCUCUCCAAAUCUAUACCUCGGAUUACUUGCCUUUUUCGACAUGUUUAUGGCCGGGGCCUACAUCCCGUUGAUGAGCCUGAAUCUCUUUGCCGAUUAUUUUCAAUCUCUACCCUUAUUGACAGCGUGGUACCACUACAUGAUCCCCCUAAUUACGGUUUCCCACAUCGCCAUGACUUCAUCAACAUUUUUGAUUAUGGCGGCCACCGUUGAACGAUAUGCAUCAACAGUAAAGCCCCACACAAAGACAUCGAAGUUUCUCACCCGCAAUCGCGUCGGCAUUUCGGUAUUUGCUGUAUUAAUGGGUUUCUUCACCAAAUUGACAAUGGCCUUUGAAAUCACGUGGAGUUACGACCCAAAAUGUGAGGGUUUGAUGACGCAAUGGAAGAUUGGAGUAUCGGAUAUAGCGUUAAAUGAAGCCUAUGCUACAUACUGGAAAGUAGCAUUCCGAAAUGUUGCUACUGUCCUGUUCCCCUUCUUCGUCCUAUUGAUCUUAAAUAUCCGAAUUAUCUUCGCCUACAAGAAAACCGACUUCCAUUAUUUAAGCGUCCAAAAGCUCAGUGAGGCUAAGCGAAAGCAACGAGUCCGUGCUGCAACUCGAGCUCUGCUUUUGGUCGUUUUCACAUAUUUGAUGUCGAACUGCUUGAAUGUGCUGAUCACCAUUGGAGAACAUUUCCACCCCGACUAUCUUGCCAAUGAGCUUCGCGUAUUCUACAUAUUUUCCGUUGAUGUGGUAUCCCUAUUGACAAUAUUUGCCGGAGUUUUACGGCUUCCCAUCUACGUCUCAUGCCAAUCAUCCCUCCGACGAGAGUUUGCCGUCCAAAUCCGAAAAUGGAUCGCAUUCUGGACAUUCGGGAACUACAAACACUCAAAAAUCAACCAAAGCGAAACGGGACGCACCUGCUUCACCGAUGACAUGGAGCUGGCCGAUGGCGACGCUAAUGGUGGUGGCCAAUACGCAAACCUGCUGAUGGCUCUCGGCACCGCUCUGCUCCACGAAACACCUAGCAAUACUAGGAUGGAUUCCAGCACUGGUGAUAGUCCCGGUGAUCGUAUGAUACGGACGGCGUCGAGCGAUCGACACUCUUGCAGCGAGGAGAUGGUU